AUGUCAACAGCAGAGGUGCCUCGAAUGUACGUCGUGGAUCUCACCCUGGACGACCUGAAUCUCGACCUGCCUAGUUCUCUGCUAGUUUUCCGUGCCGAUACCGAUGCCGGUGUCUGGCAGCGGAGGAUGGGACAUUGCAAUGCGCGCGCCCUGAAGCAGCUCUCGGAUAAGGAAGGCACCGGCAUCAAGUUCACCACCAACAUUCGACCAGGGGAGGGUGGGAACAAAGUGCUGAGCAUAGUAGAUCAGCUGAAUGAGCGUUUCGAAACGGUGGACCUGGGAGGAGCCAGGGACAAUACCAACGCAGUGUUGGACAAGUUCGGCAUGGCCGACGCGCGUCCGGCGACAUGUCCGUCUGAGGCUGGACCGGUGUCCGUCUUGGAGGACGAGGUGUUGUCAGCGGAGGAUACCACAUAUUUCCGCUCCGCCACAGGCUCGCUUUUUUAUCUCAGCAGGUGCACAAGGCCCGACAUUACUCACUCCGUGAUGGUUUUGACGCGGAGUAUGGCGAAACCAGGUUCGAGGGCGAUGCAGAAACUCAAACGCGUACUCGGGUACCUGAAAGGGACGAUAUCAAUCGGUGUGCGCUACGGCGAGGAUGCCGAAGACGGAAACGUCAUUACGGCGUUUGUCGGCUCAGAUUUUGCAGGCGACCUAGACAAGGGCUACUCCACCACGGGAGUCGUUCUGUAGAUCGCUGGUGGACCGGUAGAAUGGACAUCAUCCAAGCAAACGGUGGUGGCGACCUCUUCCGUCGAAGCAGAGUUCGUGGAUUUGUCGAAGGGGUGUAACAUCAUCAAGUAGUUUCCCGCCACCUGCUGGACACCAUAAAUCAGAUUCAGGAAGAAGCAACCGUGGUGUGGGAGGGAAAGUCGGGAGCUCUGAAAUUAACUCGCAGCUUCCGUAUCACCCCAAGGACUAAGCACAUUGACGUAAAGUUUCACCACGUAAGGUCGCUGGUAGCUGAUGGAGUCGUAGACGUGAAGCAAAUAAAUAUCGACGCCGCUUCGGAAAGCGUAUAUUUUUACAAAAGAGCUAAACCCGUCGGAGUUUCUCCGCGCCCGUGGCAUGCUGUUAGGAGUUUGAUCACCUCCCCUCUUCGUAAUCAGACUUCAUGUCUGAAGGGUUGGAUGAUGUAUGUGUGUGUAUAUGUUUAAAGAAUAAUCGGGAGAUUUGUGUUGAAGGAAAACAUUCGCUGCUGAUGCAACGCAGCUGAGAAAGGCAGAACAAUUGUGAGUCAGAAGAUACCAUUGUUUCGAGAGGACAGUGAGAGAAUUGGAUCUGAUGCAUUGGUACUAGAAUGACGUAGUUCUUCAGAGGACAUGUUGGAGUAAUUGCAGUGCAAGAACGACUCUAUUCUACUGCAUGGGUUCAUGCAGUAUUGUGAAGGCGUUGCCAAGUGUGUAACCGUCAGGUGAAGACAGCUUGGGCGUCUGUGUGGAUAAUAAUAAUAUCACGCUGUGUGUUUGCCUACCUAACCUCGCAUCACAUGCUAGCUACUUUGUAGCCACAGCUGAAGGAAUAGCUGUACAGCGACUGCAGUGACAGUGCAGUUGCCUCAACAGAUGUAUUCCAGUAUGUGUAGCUGUAGGUGUUAGUACAUGUGCGCGCGAUUGAAGCCUCUGCUGCUGUGUGGAUCAUAUUCGUGUGGCCGAGCUGGAAUAGUCUGCAGCCGCAGCAGUUGGUGAUUUGAGAAUGCACGAGAGCGGAGUUGUGUUGUGAGGUAUAGUCUAGUCUAGCUGUAGACUGUACUGUAGACUACGAGAGCGGAGUUGUGUUGUGAGGUAUAGCUGUAGAACAACUCUACCAAUGUACUGUGCGUCUGCGUUGGUUGGACUCUGCAUAUGAUACAGCAACAGAGCAAGAUCUGUUCGUGCUGUUUUACGUGUUGUUGCCGAGGUGUGCUGUUUCUUGUUUGCGUGAAGUCCGGCACGCCUGCUUGCCGCACACGUUUACGUCCCGCACGUCUCUGACUGGAGUUUGUGUACACUAAAGUCAGCGUGUCUGCGUAAUGCCAACCACGAGAGCCGAGCGGAGGAAACCAAAUGUGCUUGUCCUUUAUGCGUUUGCUGCGUUCCACAUCAUCAUAGACUCGGCGUAUCAUAUGCACUCCGAGUAUCAUAUUUUUUAACUUGUUUCUUCCAUCCGUAUCCGUGCUCGGCUUGGCGAAAACAAGUUCUACUCUAUCCGUACCGGUCGUGCGGGACGAGACGAACGGAAUAUCUAUCCCGUCUCCCACGCAGGAGGCAGACACAUGCGCCAGACAACAAACGCACGGAGGAGGACAGAGCCAUCACCCUUAGCGGUCAACGCAUGGAUUCAAAAAUUAUAAAUAAUUGUCUGGGUCAAAGGUGGAGAAAGAGCAGGCCCGCCGAUCAAUAGUCUACAUCUACAGCAACUCAACACCAGCAGAUAUUUCGAGUCCCCAACCCUCAGAUUGACAUGUGCCCACUGGUGGGUCCUACAGCGGGCGCGGGCGAGGUCGCAGGCCUUGAACGAGAGUACCUGUACUCUGAAAUAUUGUUGCUUUCGAAAACGUCCGAUAGUUUCUUCCGCUUGAGUGCAACGUUGCCUGUCAACUUCAGCCCUAUGGCUUUCAUGUAGGCGAUCGCGACUGCGUCCGUGAGGGUGCAGAUCUGUUCAAGCUUCAAAGGUACCCCGCUAGCGACUCUUUCACUCGCUCUAUCUCUGUCCCCUCUGGCGCGCUUCGAUGCCGGCGGCGGUGUUGAAGUAGAAGUCGAAGCAGAGGACGUCCUGACUCGAGAUACCUCGUUCACGGUUGCGAGGUCGGCGGCGGCAUCUCGGUCCCUUCCUGCCUUGGCCGCUAUCUUGGAUCGUUUUCGCGCCUUUUCUACCGUAGAAGGCGCACGGAUAAGUUUCGGCGCGCAACCCGUAGGUGCUUGCGUACCUUGCGUUGUAACGUUUCGUCGCCUCGGCCAUCACCUGGCUCUUCUCGUCGCAGACCAUCGUCGCUUCCGCGAGACAGGUGGCAAAGGCGUCCAGCUCUGCAUCACUUGUCGGAGUCAACGCCUUAACCCGU
Messenger RNA from Ectocarpus sp. CCAP 1310/34, 3040 nucleotides. The record is from the annotation of a GenBank genome assembly. NCBI's taxonomy places the organism in Eukaryota, Phaeophyceae, Ectocarpales, Ectocarpaceae.